This is a messenger RNA of Musa acuminata subsp. malaccensis (wild Malaysian banana), 2512 nucleotides long. RefSeq names its product protein S-acyltransferase 21. Gene Ontology annotation, molecular function: protein-cysteine S-palmitoyltransferase activity. Gene Ontology annotation, biological process: peptidyl-L-cysteine S-palmitoylation; protein targeting to membrane. The record is from RefSeq and is a predicted model, not a curated record. Gene Ontology annotation, cellular component: Golgi apparatus; endoplasmic reticulum. Lineage: Eukaryota; Viridiplantae; Streptophyta; Magnoliopsida; Zingiberales; Musaceae.
UUCGGCUCUGUUUCCAUUUCCGCGGCCUCCGCCGCCACGACGGGCACGUUCGAGAGCCGUCCCCAGAACCCGCGGGAGGAGCGACGCCCCAUCUCGACGAGGGCUUAGCGCCGCAUGUCGGAGGCCGCAAGAGAGGCGGAACCCACUUGGAUCGCGCCGUUUGUCGCCGGGGCCAAGAACCAGCGGUAGCACGCGGAGAUUUCCGAGCGAGUGGAUCGGCUUUGGUUUCCGCUUCCGCUUCGAGGUCUCGGGGGGGUGAUGCUGUUGCGUCCGAAGCCAUGGCGAGACGGCACGGGUGGCAGCUCCCAGCCCACACUUUUCAGGUUAUUGCAAUCACAGUAUUCUUCUUGCUAUCGAUAGCAUUUUAUGCCUUUUUUGCCCCGUUUCUUGGAAAAGACUUAUAUGAAUAUGUGGCAAUUGGAGUAUAUAGUUUUCUUGCGCUAUGUGUGUUUAUACUUUAUGUUAGAUGCACUGCCAUUGAUCCUGCUGAUCCUGGAAUUUUGCUUGCUUAUAAUGAAGCAUCAACUUAUAUGCCACAACGGGAUAGAGGUUCCUUGGAAGAACCUACCAAGUUAGGAGUUAACACUGAAGAAGAAACUGUCAAGCACAAAACAGCAAGCUUCUCCAUCGGUUGUUUCUUCUGUGCUCUUUUGUCUAAAGAAGAUUGUCGCAAAGAUGAGGACAAUGCUGAGCAGCAGACGAGCAUUGAUGAAGCAUUAUUUUGCACACUAUGCAAUGCGGAGGUUCGCAAAUUCAGCAAACACUGCAGGAGUUGUGACAAAUGUGUAGAUGGGUUUGAUCAUCAUUGCCGGUGGUUAAACAAUUGUGUUGGGAGGAAAAACUAUAUUACAUUUUUGUCCCUUAUGUCAAUGAGCCUUGCCUGGCUUGCUGUUGAAAGUGGAAUUGGUAUCGCCGUUCUUGUCCGAUCCUUCACUGAUAAGAAGCAAAUUGAAUCUCAGAUAGUUGAAAGGCUAGGAGAUGGCUUCUCCCAUGCUCCCUUUGUCACAAUUGUGGCCUUGUGUACUGCUCUAUCGUUGCUGGCUUCUGUACCAUUGGGUGAAUUAUUUUUUUUCCACAUGAUACUAAUUCGAAAGGGCAUCACAACGUACGAGUAUGUGGUGGCAAUGAGAGCCCAGACUGAACCUCCUGGUCCUUCUGUUAAUGAGGAUCAGCAAAGUCUUCCAUCCUCGCCAAUGAGUUCAGCACCAACUGCCAUAAGUGGAAGUUCUUUGGGCUUGCAGUAUAGAGGUGCAUGGUGUACUCCUCCAAGAAUUUUUGUUGACCAGCAGGAUGAAAUAAUCCCUCAUUUAGAACCAGGACGUGUUCCUUCAACUAUUGAUCCUGAUGCUAUUGAUCCAUCUGGACAAGUGAAAAAGCUACCCAAGCAUCCAGUCCCAAUCAGUGCCUGGAAGCUCGCAAAAUUGGACAAGAAUGAGGCCAAGAGAGCUGCAGCUAAAGCCAGAGCCUCUUCGUCUGUCUUAAAACCUAUCGGUUCACACAUGCAGUAUGACAUUGAUCGCUGCUCGAGUGGGAAUAUCAGCAGCAGAAGUAGCACUGUCAGUGCUGACUUCGGGCAUCGGGAUCAUCGUGUGGUUGCUGCAAGAUCUUCGCCUCUGAAGAGUUCUUACCCUCCCAGCAGAGCUAGUAGGGAGGACCUUGAAACAUGUCCUCGAACUCCUAGCAGUUUCAGUAGCCCUCAUCACCCUAACUCGUUGAGCCUCACUCCAGCCUUGGAGCAGCAACCUUCAAACACUAGACACUUUAAUCCAAUAUAUCAGUCAUCAGCAAAUCGAUCUCCAUGGUCUGUCCAGUCUAGCGAUGCCAAGGAAAGCAUGGCUGGGCAUCUCUCAGAGCAUGGGCAAGCAAGGAGAACCGGCACAAAUCCUCUAGGGAGCUCCGGACCCUCCGUUUACUGGGAUCAGGAAGCUGGUCGAUUUGUCUCCUCUCAGAGUAUUGCUGGGCCUUCUUCUCGGGGCAGUCGUACUGAGCUGUUGUACACCGAACCAUCUAUAUUCUUUGGUGGUCCUAUGCUGAACGAAGGCCCUCCGAGGAGCUUCAGAAAUGCUGGUACAUCUAAUCAGAGGCAAGGUGGUACUGAGAGAGGGAGGGGGCUGAGCCAGUUGCCUAUCUUUGUCCCCAGAGACUAUCAGCAAGAUCAGUUAUCUAGAUUUCCCUGAUGGAGUAGUAUUUGAGUACGAAGUUCAGAUUGAUCGGCAGAAUUGUUUCGUCAUUUAGUGCCUUAUUUCUAACUCUAGAACUCUUUGUAAAUUUUAACUCUUGCAGAUGUGUUAUGGAACCGACUUCCUACUUUUUUUUUUUUCUCCUAGCAAGCUGUAGACUGUUUCUAAACAGAUCUAGUUUAUUACUGAUCUAGCUUUUUCUCGAUUGAAGUUGAAUCACAAAGAAUGUGAUUUUAGCUGUAUUGCAUGUGUAAACAAUCUCUGAACCAGGAACUCUCACAUGUUAUUUCUGAAUCAGGGUUGUUUUAUAAACACCUUAAAUUGGCACUCCA